This is a messenger RNA of Candida tropicalis MYA-3404, 432 nucleotides long. Its product is annotated as mitochondrial 37S ribosomal protein bS16m. Gene Ontology annotation, molecular function: structural constituent of ribosome. Bases 1 to 432 code for a protein of 143 amino acids. Gene Ontology annotation, cellular component: mitochondrial small ribosomal subunit; ribosome. Lineage: Eukaryota; Fungi; Ascomycota; Pichiomycetes; Serinales; Debaryomycetaceae. Gene Ontology annotation, biological process: mitochondrial translation. The transcript has a single exon. The record is from RefSeq and is a predicted model, not a curated record.
AUGACGACAACACCAUUUAUGAGUCUUGCUGAAAAGACAGCUUAUAAACGUAAUCUUGUUAAGAUCAGAUUAGCUAGAUUUGGAAGAAGACAUCAACCAGUUUAUAAUAUUGUAGUGAUGCCAGCUAAAAAAGCACCUCAAAAAUUACCAUUAGAAGUUAUAGGUACUUAUGAUCCAAUACCUUUACCAAAACCAAGUCAUGAUAAUUCAGCACCAGUUAAAGAAAUCAAUUUAGAUUUUCAUAGAGCUAAAUAUUGGUUAGGUCAAGGUGCUGAACCAACUGAUAGAGUUGCUUGGUUAUUUAAAAAAGCUGGUUUAUUACCUUCAUUUUGGCCAAAAGAAAGUAAAUUAUCUCAAGAAAUUAUUAAACCUGUAAUAGAGGAUAUUAAAGAAACUCAAGAGGUUCCUGUUGAAAGAAUAAGAAGAAGAUAA